CUUCUCUCUCUCUCUCUCUCUCUCUCUCUCUCUCUCUCUCUCCGUAUUCAAUGUCUGGUUAUAUAACGAGGAAGAUAGGGAAAGAGGAUUAUUACCCUGGCCGGACCCUUGCCGCUCUGGACGACCUGCACCUCUCCGGCCUCAACCCCGCUCACUUCCUCACCCUACUCCGCUCCACUGUUAAAUCCAUCCGUUCAUUCGUCAAAAUCAUGGUCCGUGAAAUGAAAUCCGCCGGAUGGGAUCUCUCUGCCGCCGCCGGCGUAAUCCAGACUUAUCUCCGACGCCAACGAAAUAGCAAUCACAACAUCUUCGCAUUCCAAUCUUAUGUCUCGCGAAUAAUGUUCUCCAAUUUCCAGCGCCAAGAUUUCGGUUUAGGCGGUCCGGUGCGCGACCGCCAUAGCUUCUUUGCGGAGUUCACAGAGCUCAAAUUCUUCAAGCAAAAGAAGUGUUUUGAGAGAAGAUCCCAGUUUGGGAAGUUUUUUAGGGGGAAGUAUUUGGGGCUGGUGCAUCCGAAGAUGGAAGCUUCGUUCUUUGGCAAUAUCGAGCAACGGAAGCUUGUGAGCUCCGUCCGGGUAUCGCCGGAGACGGAUUUCUUUGAGCGAUUUGCCGAGAUGGCAAGGCGGGGUUGGCUUCUUCACUGCUUGUUCUUUUCUUUUAAGGAAGAGGAUAAAGGAGUCAUUUUUCAGGCGAGGAGGGGGAGCCGGUUCUCGGACUUGUAUAUGGAGAGCGUGGCGGAGGAGGAGGCGGAGCAGGGUGGCGUUGAUUGUCGGCCGGAGGUGGGUUUUACGGUGUUGCCGGGGUUUGGUGAUACAGAGCAGGGUCUAUCUAGUGUACAUCGACAGACGAUGAAGCCAAGUGGAUGGUCAUGAUGUCUCGUUAGCUUAGGUCGCGGACUCGCUGAAGCCAAAGGGGCGAAGGGCAGAAGUCGGAAGGGUUUCACGCGCAAGGAUUCAGCAGUUCAG
Molecule: messenger RNA, 962 nt
Organism: Dendrobium catenatum
Lineage: Eukaryota; Viridiplantae; Streptophyta; Magnoliopsida; Asparagales; Orchidaceae
Product: protein GRAVITROPIC IN THE LIGHT 1-like
Exons: 2
Coding region: 51-869 (272 amino acids)
Biological process (GO): negative gravitropism; response to red or far red light
Source: RefSeq, a predicted model, not a curated record